AUGUCCCGCCGUCCAAGGGCAAACGCAACCGGCGGCGACAACGGCAGAAGCAACAAGGAGCUGCCGAAUCGGGAGACACUCCAGAUGCCAGAAAAUGUGCCGCCACUUCCAGAGCUGGCUGCAUUCGUCGACAUUGGACUGACCAAGAUCACUCGGGUACUAGCGGAGAACGCCUGUCCAUCUUUACAGACAGACAAGGACGGGGGACAUGCAGCGCAGAGCGCGAGCACGCAGCCCCCAGAAUUGUCGCCAUAUUCAAUUAUUUUUGUUGCCCGGUCGGGCCAUCCCUCUGUGUUUUACUCUCACUUUCCCCAGAUGGUGGCCGUCGCUUCACACAGCCGUAAGAGAACCAGCACCGACUCCCUUGAUGCCUGUGUUGGAUCGCCGUCCUCUAUAAUGGACCCGAUUCGCCUUGUUGGGUUCUCGCAUGGUUGUGAGGACAGACUAAGCGCCUGUCUUGGGAUUCCACAUGUAUCUAGUAUCGCCUUGCGGGCUGGGGCCACGCAGUCACAGGGGCUGGUUGACUUUGUUCGUGGCCGCGUGCCGCCAGUCGAGAUUCAAUGGUUGCAGGAGGCACGGGCAGGUGAUUACCGUAAGACGCAUAUUCACAUGGCUGAGGUUACUGUUGGUCCGAAGAAGAAGAAGGUUUGA
Molecule: messenger RNA, 651 nt
Organism: Grosmannia clavigera kw1407
Lineage: Eukaryota; Fungi; Ascomycota; Sordariomycetes; Ophiostomatales; Ophiostomataceae
Exons: 2
Coding region: 1-651 (216 amino acids)
Biological process (GO): rRNA processing; nuclear-transcribed mRNA catabolic process, RNase MRP-dependent; intronic box C/D snoRNA processing
Cellular component (GO): nucleolar ribonuclease P complex; cytosol; ribonuclease MRP complex
Molecular function (GO): ribonuclease MRP activity
Source: RefSeq, a predicted model, not a curated record